This is a messenger RNA of Peniophora sp. CBMAI 1063, 264 nucleotides long. The record is from the annotation of a GenBank genome assembly. NCBI's taxonomy places the organism in Eukaryota, Fungi, Basidiomycota, Agaricomycetes, Russulales, Peniophoraceae.
AUGUCUUACGUCGCACCAGCCGUUCAGUACGAGGCAGAGAUCACCCCUGGAGACAUCGUGACCGUGAACAACGGCGCGUACGCCAAGCGCGAGGGUCUUGUUGUCGGCUCGCACAUCGACUACGCGGGCCGCCAGAUCGUUGAGGUCCAGUUCGAGCCGAACGAGAUCUACCACGCAUACUACCCCGCCGUCACGCGCGUCCGCCGCACGGUGUACACUCGCCCCAAGCGCGUGCCCACCGUCGAACGUCACAUCUACUGGUGA